This is a messenger RNA of Protomyces lactucae-debilis, 1632 nucleotides long. Its product is annotated as carboxyl transferase. Gene Ontology annotation, molecular function: ligase activity. The coding region runs from base 1 to 1632 and encodes 543 amino acids. Lineage: Eukaryota; Fungi; Ascomycota; Taphrinomycetes; Taphrinales; Protomycetaceae. The transcript has a single exon. The record is from RefSeq and is a predicted model, not a curated record.
AUGAGCGCAGACCAGCUGACCGUAUGUCCGAGUACAGUCAUCAAAACAUCAGAGGAGUAUCAGAACAACUUGGCCGCAUGGGAAGGUCUGCUCGAGGAAUUGCGCGUCAAUACAGAGGCAACGCGCCAGCAGGGAUCAGAGUCCUACAAAGACCGACAUAUAGGCCGUGGUAUGCUCUUGGCCCGGGACCGUAUCAAUCUCUUACUAGAUGAAGAGGCGCAGUUCUUGGAGCUGCUGCCAUUCAAGGGCUUCCAAGAAGACGCAGGACAAGACACGACAUGCGCAAACCUGGUGACGGGCAUUGGCACCGUCGCAGGCAUUCAAUGCAUGAUUGUCGCGCAUUUACCUACCAUCAAUGGCGGUGCCUGGUCAAAGAGCAUGAUCGCUAAACAGUUUCGCAUCAUGGAGAUUGCAACAGAGAACAGCCUACCCGUCAUUGCACUAGUACAAUCGGCCGGUGUCUUCUUGCCCAACCAAUUUGAGAUCUUUCACCCAGGAGGCAAGAUCUUCCGUGAUCUAGUGACACACUCACUGGCUGGCAAUUCAUCAUGCUCAAUCGUGUUUGGCUCCGGCACCGCUGGAGGCGCCUACCAGCCGGGUUUGUCCUCCCACACCAUCUUCGUCGACAAGCAAGCUCAAGUCUUCCUCGGCGGACCGCCCCUUGUUGAGAUGGCGACUGGCGAGAAAAUCACAGCGGAGGCCCUUGGUGGUGCAGAGAUGCAUUCGAAGGUAUCAGGCUUGAGUGACCAACUUGCAGAUGAUGAGUUUGACGGCAUUGCCAAGGCUCGCGAAUGGUGUCUGAUGCUUCAAACAACCAAAAUCAACAUGCCUCUCAAGCCUGUUGCGCCCUAUCUUCCGCCUCGUCACGACCCGGAGGAGCUUCUGGGCCUGGUCAGCACCAACCUCAAGGUGCCUUUCGAUAUUGUGCAAGUCUUUGCUCGGAUUGUCGAUGACUCGCGUAUGACGCUCUUCAAACCACUGUAUGGUGUCAACUUGCCAUGUGCCUUUGCAGAACUUCAGGGACACAAGGUUGGUAUUAUUGGCAACAACAAUGGAGUCAUUCAUCUGGCAGAGUCGCUCAAGGGCACGCAAUUCAUCCAUCUCUGCAAUCAACGUUCUAUUCCCAUUAUCUUCAUGCACAAUGUUACUGGAUUCAUGGUCGGUUCAAAGUCUGAAUCUUCAGGUCUGAUUAAAGCAGGAUCUCGCUUCGUUGCCGCCAUUGUAGCGUCUCGCGUGCCUCACAUCAGUGUUGUCUGUGGCGCAAGCUACGGUGCAGGCAAUUACGCCAUGUGUGGUCGCUCCUAUAAUCCACGCUUCUUGUUGUCAUGGCCCAAUAGUCGCUGCUCGGUGAUGGGCUCCUCGCAGCUCGCGGGUGUCUUGUCCUCUAUUGCGCGUUCAAGUGCAGCUUCACGCGGCAACAAAAUUGACGAGUCGGAGGUACUCAAGCGCGAAGAGGUCUUUAGACAAGGUGUCGAACGCGAUUCAAAUGUCUACAGAACGUCAGCGAGUGGAUUGGACGAUGGCAUCAUUGACCCACGCGACACGCGCGAGGUACUCGGUCUUUGUCUGGAUGUGUGCAAACGACCUGGUGUCAAGGGGUGGGAAGGUAUGAUGGGCGCGAGCCGGAUGUAG